Molecule: messenger RNA, 2203 nt
Organism: Salvia miltiorrhiza (redroot sage)
Lineage: Eukaryota; Viridiplantae; Streptophyta; Magnoliopsida; Lamiales; Lamiaceae
Exons: 4
Coding region: 440-2062 (540 amino acids)
Source: RefSeq, a predicted model, not a curated record
AAAGGAGCACUAAAUUUAAAUAUGCCAAUGCAUGUUUUACUUCAAUCCAACUCGAUUGUUUUUUAAUGUUUAUUUUCCCCACCAACACAGAUUUAUUUUUUUUAAAAAAAAUGUUUAGUUAAAAAAUUAAUUAAGAAAUUACACCAGACCUCAAUUCUGAACUGGACAUUCGGAUUUGUCCCAUCUCUAAUUAUUUGCUGCGUAUAUCUUCACGAGAAACCAAUUUUAUAUCUGGUUGUCUUCUUAUUAUGCGAUAAAAUUUGUUGGAGACAAAUCUAAUUUUCUUCCGAGUAUAAUUAACAUUUUAAAGCCUAAUUGAAUAAAGAUUUUUGUUCUGGGUUGAUGAUUCAACGAUGAUAAUGAUAUGAAAUCAUUUGAGCAAGAACAAUUUUGUAAUUCAGAAGGGAAAUUGGAUUUGAAGGAAGAAAGUUGAGAAAAAAUGGUUAGUUUAAAAGAGGGGGUUCUGUUGAAGCUGGUGGAAGAGAUGAAAAGGAACAAGGGCGAUCCAAUGGAGAGCUGUGCAAUCUCAAAGCCUGUGUUGUUGCAAAUCAGGAGCAUCAUCCCCGUCCUCGAAGAAGGCGAUCUCUGGCCCAGCCGCGGCUUCUUCCUCAAAGUCUCCGAUGCCUCCCAUGCAUUGUACGUCUCCCUCUCCAAGCAGCAGAAUGACAUGAUCCUCGCCAACAACCUCCAGCUCGGCCAAUUCAUCUACGUCAACAAAUUGGACCCCGCCGACCCCCUCCCCCUCCUGCGCGGCCUCGCCCCCAUCCCCGGCCGCCGCCCCUGCGAGGGCACGCCGCAGGACAUCGCCUCGCCGCCGCCGCCGGUCCUCGGAAGGCGCGGCCGCGCUUCCGAGUCUUCUCGCAGAAAAAGCGAUGGGGGUGUGAGAGCGGCUAGGUCACGCUCCUCGAGCCCCGUCAAGGCAAAAAACGGCGGCGAUAGCGACGCGACGAUGCCGAAGCGCGUGCCGAAGAGGCGGAGCUGGAGUGAAUCGGAGAUAUUGGGGGUGAAGGAGAUCUUCGAUUCGUCGGUUGUUAAGCAUGAGAUGAAAUUGCCCUCUCGAAAAAGCGCCAGUGCGAGUGCUUCGCCGGCUAGGUAUGAUAGCUCCGACGAUAGCUCGAGCUGUGUGUCGAGAAGCAGAGCUGGUGGUGGUGGUGGUUUGGGUAAAAGAGGUAAUGCCUCGCUGCAUUCGUUGUGCAAUGUGAUCUGCGAUCGGAAAGGAGCAGAAGCUAGAAUAUCAUGGACGUCUCUUCCAUCAAAUUUGGUCAAUCACGGCAAGGAGGUGAUCAGGCAACGCGACGUAGCGUUGCAGGCCGCCGCUGAUGCUCUGCAAGAGGCUUGUGUUUCUGAGAGAUUGCUCAACUCCUUGAGCACAAUGUCGCAGUUCCCUAUAGCAGAAGGAGAUGAUCUGCAGCCAUUCGUGGACAAGUUUCUGAAUCUUGAGCAUGAUCUAGCUCAGAGUAGAUUGAUAAUGCAAUCGCUGCUAAUUCCAAGCGCAAGCCCAUUUAGAAACCAAGAAACGGAGAGCAUUGCGUUGGAAAGAAAGAAAAAUGCCAACGCAUGGAUAAAAUCCGCCAUUCUUCUUGACCUCUCCCCAUGCCUGUCUCCCCUGACUACACCCCCGGAUCCCAUGAAAGCGAGACAUAAAUGCGGGUGCAUCAUGACAAGAAACAAGAGUUGUGAUCUAACAGAUGUUGAGAUCCCUCUUGCAUUAGGGUUUGACAAGGAAGAUGAGGAGGAGUGCGGCAGGGGAAGCGGCCUCUGCACCGCUGCUGAGCUGGCAGCGUCGUUGCAGGAUGAGUGCAAGAAGGUGCUGCUGAUGUAUGUGGACAGGUAUCUGGAGCAGGUGGAGAGGAGGAGCUCGUUGGUGGGGUGUGGUGAUCAGCAGAUGGCCGGGAUGAUGUACAAGGUGAAAAUGGUGAGUGAUUGGCUCAACUCCAGUGUGAAAAGAGAAGGCGAUGGGGAGGGAGACGAAGCAGAAGCUUAUGUGAGGGCGAGGGAUAAGAUCUACGCCAUCCUGCUCAAGAACGUCGAGAGGACUGCGUCCGUGGCCUUGGACCGUUGAAUGUGAUGUUGAGGUGGAGGGAAAAUGCAAUUUUGAAUUUUUACUUCAGAUGUUGAUCUCAUUGUACAUUGAUCACAUUUUUUAUGUAAAUUAUUAGUAUGUCACAUUAGCUGUAGGUGAUGUUAAUAUUAAGAGUAACUA